Molecule: messenger RNA, 989 nt
Organism: Carassius carassius (crucian carp)
Lineage: Eukaryota; Metazoa; Chordata; Actinopteri; Cypriniformes; Cyprinidae
Product: serine protease 33
Exons: 6
Coding region: 22-942 (306 amino acids)
Biological process (GO): proteolysis
Molecular function (GO): serine-type endopeptidase activity
Source: RefSeq, a predicted model, not a curated record
AAACUUGUCAAACUGAACAGAAUGACUGAUUCAUGGCUGCAGCUCCUUGUCUUGAUGUUAACAGGUCUGUCGACAUGUGUGGCACAAGUGUGCGGCAGGCCUCCGCUGGGGAAACGUAUCGUGGGAGGAGCUGAAGCAGCAGCAGGGGCGUGGCCAUGGCAAGUGGACAUUCAGUUGGGAGCCAAAGGCCAUGUUUGCGGUGGAUCCAUAAUUGCAAAAAAUUGGGUCCUUUCUGCUGCACACUGCUUUCCUAACCCCUCAGACGUGUCUUCGUAUCGCCUGUACAUGGGACGCCAUCUGCUCAAUGGCUAUAACCAGUUUGAGAUGGUCAGUCAGGUGCAGCAAGUGGUCGUUCCAGAAGGAUACUCAAGCCCUCAGGAGGGCAGAGAUGUAGCCUUAGUGCAGCUGCGCUCUCCAGUCACCUGGUCAGACAGGAUCCAGCCUGUGUGUCUGCCAUAUGCUGGGUUCCAGUUCAACAGUGGAACCUUGUGCUACGUCACGGGCUGGGGAUACACUCAGGAGGGUGUUUCUCUCGGUGGAGUCGGGCCGCUACAGGAAGUGCUGGUGCCCAUUAUCAACCAGUCCUCCUGCCAGUCAAUGUAUCAGAUAUUGUCAUCUGAUUUAGUAACAGUCAAUAUCUUAUCAGACAUGAUCUGUGCUGGAUACAUGGAGGGAGGCAAGGAUUCCUGUCAGGGGGACUCUGGAGGCCCUCUGGUUUGUGCUGGUGGCAAUGGGACUUGGAUUCAAGCUGGAGUUGUAAGUUUUGGACUUGGCUGUGCUCAGAAGAACCGGCCAGGUAUCUAUUCCAGAGUCUCCAGCUUCGCGAGCCUCAUCCGCAGCACAGUUCCAGAAGCUCACUUUCUCGGUCACGCUCAGAGGAGUGAAAGUCAAACGCUUCUGGUUCUUGGCCUCUCUUGUGCAUUAGUACUUUUGUGGGGAUAGUAUAUUCUUUAAGUAUAUAUGCAAUGCACAUGGGAAACACAGUCAAG